Solanum dulcamara is the source of this 1690-nucleotide messenger RNA. RefSeq lists its product as uncharacterized. The transcript is spliced from 3 exons. NCBI's taxonomy places the organism in Eukaryota, Viridiplantae, Streptophyta, Magnoliopsida, Solanales, Solanaceae. The record is from RefSeq and is a predicted model, not a curated record. The coding region runs from base 267 to 1247 and encodes 326 amino acids.
AUAUCUCCAAAGUAAAGUCAUACAUUUUGCUGUACAAAACCAAGAGUUCCCUUUUUCCUUAUUGUAGUCAAAUCACUGAAGAGUGAUGAAUAUCUGUAUUAAAAGUAGCAUGUUUAGACCUACUCCGUCUUACGUAAUCCUUUGAUUACCCAUAUGUUGUAACCCUUUGUCCAACGCAUCAUUUCCUGAUUUGUUGCAAUGAUUUAUUGGUUUGACUUCAUUUCCUUUAAUUCUCAAACCUUUGUUGAUUAAUCCCAAUUUGCCCAAUGGAUGAGACCCUCAUAGUCCAUGUAGAAGAAUCACAACCCCAAGAACAGGAUCAACCUCCUCCUCUACUCAAAUCCCAAGAAAAUGGAAAUGGAAAUCAUGAUCGUGAUGAUACUGAUUUAGAUAAAACCCUUCAAAAGUUAGAAUUAUUUCUCACUUUGUUGGGUUUCAAUCAGUCUUCAGUUUUAAGCUUUGUGCUGUCAUGGGUUUUCCUUUUGCUAUUAGGGGUUCUGCUUCCUAUGGUUAUGCUGGAGCUCUCUUGUCAAAAUGCUCAAAUUAAGAGCUUUGAGUUUGAUAUUUUGGUUUCUCAAGCUCUUCUAGCUGCUGCAUCUUUGAUUUGCCUUUCACAUAACCUUCGCAAGUACGGAAUACGCAAGUUCCUAUUUGUCGAUCGCUACAGCGGCCAUAUAGAGCGCUUCAGUGAUCAAUAUCAUAAGAAGAUCUCUGAUUCUGUUCGCUUGCUAUUAUUGUGGGUGCUACCAUGUUUCCUUUUGAAGACUGCACGUGAAACAAUUCGUGUUUUAUAUGUGCAACACCAGUUAUGGUGGCAAUCGGCUGCCAUUUCAUUAGCUUUUGUUUCAUCAUGGACUUAUAUCACUGCAAUUUUCUUGUCCGCUUGUGUUUUGUUCCACCUGGUCUGCAGCUUACAGAUUAUACACUUUGAUGACUAUGUGAAGUUCUUGGAAAGGGAGCCUGAUUGUUUUGUUUUGAUACAAGAGCACAUUCGUCUACGUUAUUACAUCUCCAAAAUUAGCCAUAGAUUUCGAAUCUAUCUUCUGCUGUUGUUCUUAAUUGUCAUUGUGAGCCAUUUUAUGACUCUCUUUCAGACAACUGGUUAUACUGGGCUGAUUACUUACAUCAAUGGUGGUGAUUUUGCAGUCUCCUCGGUUGUUCAGGUUGUUGGGGUGAUCCUUUGCUUGAAUGCUGCUGCAAAAAUAUCCCAUAGAGCCCAAGGCAUUGGAUCAAUAGCGAGUAGGUGACAUGCUUUGGCUACAUGCACUUCAGGUGAAGCAUCACAAAUGAGAAACACAAGUAGCAUGAGUUACCUGGAAGCUGCUAAUCGAUCUAGCUCAUUCGAUAUGAACUUCUCAGAAAGUUAUUUGGAGUCCGUAGAUUUUGUAACAGAACCAACAAAUACACAAUUGGCUUCUUACAUGUCCUCCUACCAAAAGAGACAAGCCCUAGGUGUGUAAUAGUUGACUUUGAUGACACCUCAGUACUGAGACAGAACCAGGAUUCCCUUUUGUCUAUACAUGUUUGCAAAAAGUUGAAGCAUUUAAUUACUUAGUAGGUAAGGCCAUAGAUCACAUGCAAGCUUCUGAAAAUAAAUAUUUUCACUUGAUGGAAAUAUGGGCUUCUCUACACAAACAGAAAUUCAAUAAAUUGUGCAGUUGAAUACAUAUUGUGUUUUUGCUCAUCAACA